UUUACUCGCUCCAAGGAGAGCUUCCCUCUUCCAUGAGGCUUGAGGCUGCAGCAGCCAGGAUGGAUCUGUUCAGGAAGCUGUGGAAGGCCAGGAAGCUGAUCGUUGUGGUGUUCAUCCCUCUGUUUCUGCUUCCAUUACCACUCAUCCACCCCACCAGCGAGGCAUGCUGUGCGUACGUGUUGAUGGUGACAGCCGUCUACUGGGUGUCUGAGGCCGUUCCUCUGGGUGCUGCUGCUCUGGUACCCGCCUUCCUCUACCCGCUCUUUGGGGUACUCAAGUCCAGCGAGGUGGCAGCGGAGUACUGUAAAGACACCACUCUGCUGCUGAUGGGAGUCAUCUGCUUGGCGGCCUCGAUAGAGAAGUGGAACCUGCACAAACGCAUCGCCCUGCGCAUGGUGAUGAUCGCGGGUGCUAAGCCUGGCAUGUUGGUGCUGGGCUUCAUGUGCUGCACGGUGUUUCUGUCCAUGUGGCUCAGCAACACGUCCACCACGGCCAUGGUGAUGCCCAUAGCCGAGGCCGUCCUGCAGCAGCUGAUAUGCACGGGCCUGGCCGACGGCCACGCCGACUCCGAGACCGUCGAGGCCCCCGAGGACGACAACGCUGUUUCAGAAAAAGAAGAGAACCUGGACAAAAACCAGCUGGAGCUUCUCUAUCGCAACAACAGCAGCAACUGCGCUAAACGGGAGCUCUCUAUACUAAGCGAGGUGCAGCCUGGGGAGGUGAACGGUUUGGCUCUAAAGACAGUCACCACUCAGGAGUACGUCAGGCACACCAACGGACAGCUGCUGCCACAGGUUGCGAUCGAAAUCCCAAACGUGAAGCGGGUGAGGGCCAGGAGAGACUCCCAGUAUCCCACCAAGAGGGACCACAUGAUCUGUAAAUGCCUGUCGCUCAGCAUCACCUACGCCGCGACCAUCGGCGGCCUCAUCACCAUCACCGGCACGUCCACCAACCUCAUCUUCGCUGAGCAGUUUAACACUCGUUAUCCGGAUGCUAAGGUGAUAAACUUCGGCACGUGGUUCAUCUUCAGCUUCCCCAUCGCCAUCAUCAUGCUGGUCCUCACCUGGCUGUGGCUGCACGUCCUCUUCCUCGGCUGCAACUUCAGGGAAACAUGCUCGUUGAGUAAGAAGCGCAAAACCAGGAGAGAGAUGAUGUCAGAGAGGAGGAUCCAAGAGGAGUACGCCAAACUGGGACCCAUCAGCUACCCAGAGGUGGUGACCGCUGUUUUCUUCGUCCUGAUGACUCUGCUGUGGUUCACCAGGGAGCCCGGUUUCGUGCCCGGCUGGACGUCUCUUUUUGAGAAGAAAGGCUACAGGACCGAUGCGACCGUGUCUGUCCUUCUGGGCUUCCUGCUCUUCCUCAUCCCUGCCAGGCGACCCUUCUCCUCCUCCAGCUGUAGGAACGCAGAGUCCGACCCGCUGGCUCCCAUGAUCACCUGGAAGGACUUCCAGAGACUGAUGCCAUGGGAGAUCGUCAUCCUGGUGGGAGGAGGCUAUGCACUGGCUGCUGGUUGCAAGGUGUCAGGCCUGUCGGUGUGGAUCGGCAGACAGCUGGAGCCCAUGAGUGGUCUUCCUCCGUGGGCCGUCACCCUGCUGGCCUGCCUGCUGGUGUCAGCGGUCACAGAGUUCGCCUCCAACCCGGCAACCCUCACCGUCUUCCUGCCCAUCCUGUCAGCGCUGUCGGAGACUCUGCGCAUCAACCCGCUCCACACUCUGAUCCCGUCCACCAUGUGCGUGUCAUUCGGGGUCAUGCUUCCAGUGGGGAACCCCCCCAACGCCAUCGUCUUCAGUUACGGCCACGUGAAGAUCAGCGACAUGGUGAAAGCCGGCUUCGGGGUGAACCUGAUCGGCGUGGCGGUGGUGAUGUUGGCCAUCAGCACGUGGGGGGUUCCCCUCUUCAACCUGAAUGAGUUCCCAGUCUGGGCGGUGACCAGGAACGUCACCGGGAGCUUAUAACCCCCCGUUGGGGUGGGGGGACGAAUCACUGAAAGACAGAAAGAGAUGGGGCAGUGUUUCUGAAAAAGAAAGACAAUAAGAAAAUGACGUCAAGAGGACGGUCUUGCUCAGAGUUCAGCCCUUUCUGAGACGGAUUAAACUGGACCUGGAAGAGGAGAAGAAGAAGAGGAGAGCAGAAAACCAUUACCUGUUGCUUAGAUGUAAUGAUUUGAUUUUGAUUGGCCACGAGGGGGGCGUUACGAGUAAUGCAGAAUGUCAAAGUGGCCGCCGUGUGGAGCUCUGACCUCCAGCAAGAACUUUUUUUUAAACCUCCGUUAACAUAGUUUAAUGGAGAUUCUGUUUUCACCAAAUCACUGAAGAUAAAACUACAAAACAUAUUUGUGGUGAUCAGGAAACUGAUAUUUUGUUAGAAUGCAAACAAUGAUAAGUUUUUCAGAGCCACAUCGUGCCUUUUUUUCGUGGAUUAGUUGAUAGAAAUAAGCUACAUGGCCAUUGUAAGUAAGCCUCUUUUUACUGCAUGCUUGCUGAACUUCUGCUGCACUUACAUGUGUCGCUCUUUAACCGGAUCACAUGCACUGCAACACGUCGGGCUUUGCUGAGAGGAUUUUUUACUGACUGCGGUAUUAAAGCAAGAUAAAUGCACGAAAAGAGGCUUCUACCAUGGCUGAUAAAGUACUGUAUACAUAGAGCUACUUGCUGUCAAGCCUUUCAGAUUUACCCAGUAUCUUAUGAUAUGAUACGUCUUAUAUGAUCUGUUUUUAAAGAGGUAAAAGCUUGUGGCCUCUUAAAGGAACAGUGUGUAGCAUUUAGGGGGAUCUAUUGACAGAAAUAUAGAGAAUAUAAUAUUAAUAAGUAUGUUUUCUUUAGUGUAUAUUCACCUAAAAUAAGAUUUGAUCUCCUACAGUGUCCACCGAAAAGACUCUAGUGUGCAAAGCGUGUAGGACCUACACGCUUUGCACACUAGAGUCGUUUCGGUUCAGCUAGAUGCCGCCAGAUCCUACACACUGCACCUUUAAUAUGUGCCUGAUGUCUUUAACCAAAGUUUCUGAGGCUGAUUUUGUGCCCUAUCGUCAUACUGUGAACUCUGAACAAGCACCUUGCAGUACCAGUAGUGCCUUGUUUUACCAUAUUAUUGCCUGUCAUACUACACUUUUAGCACGACUCAGACCUCCAACCUUGACCGUGUUAGUGCCUCGCUGUAAUCUCAGAGAAGCUCGGUUUACUACAAUCCUCCUUAAAGAGGACCUAUUGUGCUUUCUCCCUUUCCUUUAGUGUGUUAUCUAGUUUUUUUGUGCAUGUAAAAGGUCUGCAAAGUUACAAAGCCCAAAGUCCAUGCCAAAGAGAGUUAGUCUCCCCCACCGAAACACUGCUCCUGAAACACCUCACUUGAAAUCCCGACUUUUCUUCUGUAACGUGGUGAUGUCACCAAGUAAUACAUUUGCAUAAUACCCGCCUAGCAGCUAGUCAAGUAAAGCGUUUUUUUGAACAUUAAAGCAUGUAAACAUGUUCUAGUAGAAACCCAAAGUGCAAGUAUGAACCUGAAAAUAAGCACAAUAGGUCCUCUUUAAAUUAUGGAAAGCAGGAGUGUAAUUUCUUUUUCACUGUGCUAUUUUUUCAGACAUACGCUUUUACUUGAUACAAUUACAAUAUAAAGAAUGGAAGCUGUACUAUAUGUAAGGUAUAAAAAGUCCCAGAUCUGGUGGACUUAUUUUAUGGUAACUUGAUUUUUGAGCUUUCCUUUUUCUUGUAGCUUUUCCUGAGAGGUUGGACACACUCCUGCCAUUAUUCUGUGUAUUCAGUCCGGUGCUUUUGAUUCAGAUAUGCUCUCCGUAAUUACUUAUUUGUAUUCAGCCUGUUUGUCAGAUGCUGUUUUUUCUCUUUUGGUCACAUUGAAUACAUCUGAAAUGUUCAUAAUUAGAUUAUGAAUGAAAUGUUACUAGCUGAGGUCCUGAGUUAUGCAAAUAUCAUCUUGAAAAUUGAAUUCUGUGUUAUUCAGCAGAUAGAAAAUGCCUUUAUUAAGAAUCAAUAGCUCCUGUAAUUAUUACAAAAACACAGAUUUGUUACAUUAGCAUGUUAAGCAACAGGAUGACCAUGUUGGGGUCCUUAUAUGUGGUCACCCAGGAGGUGUGACGUUGUUUUCUCCUGGCAUGUGAACGCUAAAAAGAAACGCAGAUUUGGGAGGCUGCAAAAGUCCCUCAAAGUUCUGAGUUAUUAUUGAAUGCAGCAUCCAAAGCCUUUUAAAGAAGAGAGUGAGUGAGGUAGCACAGGGUUGUAUGGUACAAUAGUCUGUUCAAUCAACUGUCAAAUCACAAUUAACUGGUGGUGAAAAGGUUUGCACAUCACAUUCACUGUACUAUGCAAAAAUAUAAAAGCUAUACUUUAUAUUUUUACACAUUUUAAAUGCAAUAUGUGGCUUUUUUAUAUAUAAAUAUAUAUAUAUCACUGCAUUUUAAGUUUAGGUCCUAGUAUGGGCAGAAUCAAAAGCCUUUUAUUUUGUAAUUUAUUCAGUUCUACUGAAGGUUUCAUACAUCUUGAUGGUGUUAACAGCAGUGACCUUUGACCCGGGGGCCACACUCCUUUUGUAAAUACAUACAGAUUUGUAAAAUAAAGCCUGUUUCCAAAUGAGCUGUAUUAUUCCUAAAUUAUGUGUUAGAGUUAGGAUGAUACAUGCACAACAAUAAAACCACUAAGUCAAC
Messenger RNA from Sebastes umbrosus (honeycomb rockfish), 4651 nucleotides. It is a transcript of the gene slc13a4, whose product is annotated as solute carrier family 13 member 4. The transcript has 16 exons. The record is from RefSeq and is a predicted model, not a curated record. Gene Ontology annotation, cellular component: membrane. Bases 33 to 1955 code for a protein of 640 amino acids. Gene Ontology annotation, molecular function: transmembrane transporter activity. Gene Ontology annotation, biological process: monoatomic anion transmembrane transport. Lineage: Eukaryota; Metazoa; Chordata; Actinopteri; Perciformes; Sebastidae.